Molecule: messenger RNA, 3636 nt
Organism: Rotaria sp. Silwood2
Lineage: Eukaryota; Metazoa; Rotifera; Eurotatoria; Philodinida; Philodinidae
Source: the annotation of a GenBank genome assembly
AUGUAUUCACAAUUCAUCGGACCUCUAGAUACCGCCAUCAAAGCUGUAUGUAAAAAUUAUACAUAUUCUGAAUUUUACGAAAUAGCUGCGCUAUGCAAUGUACUUCGAUGUAAUAUACGAAGUAUUUAUCCAAAAAUUGAUUUUCGAGAAGACAUGGAAAUUCUAAACACCAUCUUCAGACCUACUUCACCUAUUAUUGCCAGUUGUAGUAUCAAUAUUUUCUGGUCUCAUGUCUUAAACGAGAUAGAUGUACGAACCCAAAAUAAUAUGACAUGGAUCCCCAAUCAUUUUGUUCCUCUUAUGUCUCCAUCUGCAUAUGAUGACUCUGAUAAUAUAAGUCAUCAAUCAGUGUUAAAAAUUGUGACUCCUGAAAAAAGAACUUCCAAGAAUAAUGCUUCCAUUCAGAUACGAAUUCCUGAAUUUCAAUCUUCACCCAGUCGACGUCGACGCAGUGAACGCAGCAACGAAACUGGUUUCGCUCAAUCAGCUGCUACGGAUGCAAUACGAGAAGCACAGAAUGGCAUUCAUGAACAACGCCAAAGUGCCAUUGAACAACAAAUAAACCCAAAUCAAGAGAAUCUAGUGAAUGAAACAGCUGAACACCGUCGUAUCCGAUUGGAAAAACAAAAACAGCGGGAUCAAUCGAAUAGAUCCAAUGAAACAAAUGAAAAGCGUAAAAUUCGAUUGGAAAACCAAAACCAACGGACUAAAUCAAAUAGAUUAAAUGAAACAAGUGAAGAGCGUAAAAUUCGAUUGGAAGACAAAAACCAACGGAUUAAAUCUAAUAGAUUAAAUGAAACAGCUGAAGAACGUCAAAUUCGUUUAAAAAAAGUAAAAGAACGGGCUCAAUCUGGUCGUAUGAAUGAAACAGAAGAGCAACGCCAGAUUCGAUUAGAAAAGCAAAGAAAGCGAAGUCAAGCAAAUAGAGCUAAAAAACUAGUUGAAAAAUCGACAUCUAAUAAACUAAAUACACAACAACAAAGCUCUUCUAAUCAGUUGAACGCAGCUGAACCCAAUGCACCAUGUGACACUCAAGGUAUGCAUGAUUUCACAAACAACGAAGAUAUCACAAAGAAAAAGAAAACUUCUAUUUCCUCGCUCUGGCCGGAAUCCAUCUCCCGUAAACUUAAAGAGGACUGUUUGCAGAAAUUUCUUCAAAAAAUGACCAUGUCAGCUUUGUCUGAAGCUACUUGUGCCAUUGAACCAGUCAUGUUAUCAAUUCAAUUCAAUCCUAAUCAAAUGUUCGAUGAGAGAAAAUAUUUGGUAGAUGCAGUGGCUAAAACAUAUCUUAGAAAGGCCAUAUAUGAUGUACAACAUCUUAUUCCCGUAAAAGUCGUUGGCGAUGGAAAUUGUUUAUAUAAUUCAAUCCUUCUUCUAAUGAACAAUUCAAUGAUAACAACAAGUGAAUUACGAGUUCGAACAGUUAUUGAACUUGUAGCAAACGGAGCGUAUUAUACCAGAAUGUAUUCACAAUUCAUCGGACCUCUAGAUAUCGCCAUCAAAGCUGUAUGCAAAAAUUAUACAUAUUCUGAAUUGUACGAAAUAGCUGCACUAUGCAAUGUACUUCGAUGUAAUAUACGAAGUAUUUAUCCAAGAAUUGAUUUUCGAGAAGAUAUGGAAAUUCUAAAUAACAUCUUCAGACCUACUUCACCUAUUAUUGCCAAUUGUAGUAUCACGAUUUUCUGGUCUCAUGUCUUAAACGAGAUAGAUGUACGAACGCAAAAUAAUAUGGGAUGGAAUCCCAAUCACUUUGUUCCUCUUAUGUCCCCACCUGCAUUUGAUGACUCGGAUAAUAUAAGUCAUCAAUCAGUGUCAAAAAUUGUGACUCCUGAAAAAAGAACUUCCAAGAAUAAUGCUUCCAUUCAGAUACGAAUUCCUGAAUUUCAAUCUUCACCCAGUCGACGUCGACGCAGUGAACACAGCAACGAAACUGGUUUCGCUCAAUCAACUGCCACGGAUGCAAUACGAGAAGCACAGAAUGGCAUCCAUGAACAACGCCAAAGUGCCAUGGAACAACAAAUAAAACCAGAUACUUCAGCUUGUAAUUCAUCAUAUGUUCAAUAUGACAACGGUAUUGUCUUAUAUGUGAAUGAUUUGUUCCACCAAAAUACAGUAAAGAUGUGUACAAUUGGCCAAAAAUGUCACGACUCUCUAUCAAAAGGAAACAUUCCUAAGUUUUCACCUGCUAAUAAUAUGUGGUUAGGCGGCAUACCUCCUGAAUUACAAGGACUAACAAUUCCAGAAGUAAAGCUAAUUUCACUUUAUCGUCAUAAUAGCUGUGUGAUAAAACGUUAUUCACUAUUUCACUCAACUACAACUGCUCAAGCAACAUUGAAAGGCAAUUGUAUUACUUUUCUUCAAAGUUUACCGAAUAUCGUUAGCAGUUUACCACUGAAACUUGUUGAUUUGUGUGAUACAUUAAAAGUGAUUUUUGUUGGUGCACAUCCUCCUGAACGUGUCCAUCUCAAGAAGAUCUUAACAAUAAAUCUUCAUAACAUUAAUCAAUUACCUGAAGAUGACGUACCAGAAUCCAUCAUGUUAACGAUGGAAAAGAAGAUCACUGAUGAAAAAAUUCCCUCUGAAAGAGUCGAAUAUGUUCCUGAUCCAUUAGCUGAUCCGAUGGAAUCUACAAAUUCAGAAACCAUCCCUAUUAGCAAUGGUGGUGUUCUCGACGUGAAUGGAUUCACUAUAUCCUCAGACGAAAUUAAAAAUUAUGUUUUACGCAAAAUUAAAAAUGAUAAAGCAACCGAACAGAUGAAUAUCGAAAGUAUUUACGUAAUUCCUCAUUCAUCGAAACCUGUUAAUGAAUAUUUUAAUCCAAAAUUACUACUAGGGCUGUAUCCAACUCUAUUCUGUUAUGGAUAUGGAUCACCGGAAGAUAAAUCGCGUCCAGUUGAAAUAAAAUUACGAGAACACAUACAUGUGCUCGACAAUGAUAUAUAUGAUGAUGAAACUAUUGAUAAUGAUAACAACGACGAAGAACACUUUCAAAUUCAAUCAGCUGAAUACGACAAAAAAUAUGUACUCGUUAACACACGAAUUGAUUAUCAAUAUCGUUCCGAUAAUCUCAACAGAAUGUGCUUAUAUGACUUUGUUGGCAUAUUCUAUAAGAAAAAAAUGAAUUCUAGAGAUCUGAAAUAUUUAUUCAAGAUAGCUGGAUCAAUAGAAGAAAAAAUUAACCAAAAAGGUCGACCACCUAAUGAACGAUUUCUUUUUCAAAAACAGCAUCCUCAGGCUACAACAUAUUUAAUGAUGAAGUACAGUGAAUCUCAUGUGCCUGUUCUCUAUGGUCCUCAUAUGCCUCGACGAGAUCGUGAUGAUACUCGAGAACGAUAUUGUCGGGCUAUUCUCACACUUUUCGUACCCUGGCAUACUGUGACUGAUCUUUGUGGCAUCAGCCAGACGUGGGAAGAUGCAUUUAAAUUUCGACAACAUCUUAUUUUGAGACAUUUGUGGACGAUAAUAGAAAACAUUCAACUUUUGCAUGAAUGCAAAAAGGACCGCGAUGAUCAUUUACUUCAAGUUAUCGCCGAAGCACAAGCCGACAAUGAUUCAAUCGAUCCUGUACUAAUCAGAGAUGAGCACAGGACAGGACGGUCCUGGUGUCCUGGUGUCCUGUCCUGUCCUGUCCUGUAG